Molecule: messenger RNA, 1207 nt
Organism: Cuscuta europaea
Lineage: Eukaryota; Viridiplantae; Streptophyta; Magnoliopsida; Solanales; Convolvulaceae
Source: the annotation of a GenBank genome assembly
AAACGAAAAAAGACACUGAUGCAAUCACCCGUGAUUGCCCGUGAUUAUGAGUUCAGGUCACCCGUUUGAAGAAGACACUUAUGUUAGGGUUUAGGGUUUUAUGAGAACGCAAAGAAUGGGAAGGCACCGAAGCCGCAGUCGGAGCCACAGCCCUGUGCCAAGCAAGCGAUAUGAAGAGCCUCGCGACCGCCGUGCAGACCGCCAUUCCCCUGCUCCCUCUGGCCUUCUCGUUCGAAAUAUUUCUCUCAGCUCCAGGCCUGAAGAUAUCAGAGUACCUUUUGAGCGGUUUGGUCCAAUAAGAGAUGUUUACUUACCGAAAAAUUACUACAGUGGAGAACCUCGGGGCUUUGGCUUUGUGAAGUUUCGUUAUCCUGAAGAUGCAGCUGAAGCGAAGAAAUGCUUAAAUCAUACUGUCAUUGGUGGGCGUGAAAUUCAAAUUGAAUAUGCUGAAGAAAAUAGAAAGACGCCACAUGAAAUGCGUAGGCUAACCACAAAAACAAGUUACCGACAGAGUUCAAGAAGACACAGUCCGUCAAGAUCCCCAAGGCGGAGAUAUCACUCUGAUUCACGGUCACCCACUCCGGCACGACAAGCGUCAAGAGAUCGUAAAAGGACGGAAUAUAAUUCGCCUCGGAGAUCCAGAUCACUAUCAAGAUCUCUGUCCCCUAGGAGGAUUAAAACGUCAAAGGAAAGGCACGUGAGGCAGCGUUCCAGAUCCGUGUCCCGAUCCGCUUCUCCAAGUAACAGAUAUGCUCCAACUCGAAGUAAAAAAAGCAAUGGACAGGUUUCAUGUGAUGAUGAUUCUGCUCCAAAACAGACUUGAAACUCCAUCAUGGAAUUAACACAGUUGAUGUUGUUGGUUGCUGCAUGGUUCCUGACUUCCCGUGAAGUUCCAACUUGUAUGACGUCUUUACGCUGGAUGAUGGAUGUCUCUCUUGAAGUUCCCGUUGAGCUUCAUGUUUUGUGAAAUUACUACUACUUUGACCGUCUUGUAUCUGUUUGUGUUGGGGCCGUUGGGCUGUUGAAACAAGGAACUCAUUUUAUGGGAAUGUAAAUCCCGACUUCCUUUUUGUACUUCAUCCCAAAGGAAUAGUUUUCUAUUUGGGAUUUUUCGCUCGAAUACUAUUCAUUGCAAAAUUAGAUUCUACGUACAAAAAUAUGAUUACUUUUAAGUUUUAAAUUUUAAUACCCAAAAAUUGACUUUAAA